UAGAGGCACCUGCGCAUGCAGGUGGCUGCGGCAGCCACGAUGAACACCCUAAAGAAGGCGGCGGCCGGCGGGGACGAGCUCGCAGGACUAUUGGGUCUGGUACCAGACCUCCUGGAAGCUGCCAACUCAAGUGUCAACGGGUCGCUGCAGCUACAGGACUUGUGGUGGGAGCUGGGGCUGGACCUGCCGGACGGCGCGCCCGCCGGCAGUGUCGCGGCGGAGAGCGCGGACACCGAAGCGCGGGUGCGGAUCCUUAUCAGCGCGGUGUACUGGGUGGUUUGCGCGCUGGGGCUGGCGGGCAACCUGCUGGUGCUGUACUUGAUGAAGAGCAAGCAGGGCUGGCGCAAGUCCUCCAUCAACCUCUUCGUCACCAACCUGGCGCUGACAGACUUCCAGUUCGUGCUCACCUUGCCCUUCUGGGCCGUGGAGAAUGCGCUCGACUUCAGAUGGCCCUUUGGCAACGCCAUGUGUAAGAUUGUGUCGGUCGUGACGUCCAUGAACAUGUACGCCAGCGUCUUCUUCCUCACCGCCAUGAGCGUAGCGCGCUACUACUCGGUGGCCUCGGCUCUAAAGAGCCACCGGACCCAAGGACAGGGCCGGUGCGAUUGCUGCAGCCAAAGCCUGGGAGACAGCUGCUGCUUCUCGGCCAAAGCCCUGUGCGUGUUCAUCUGGGCUUCAGCCGUGCUAGCCUCGCUGCCCAAUGCCAUCUUCUCCACCACGAUCAAGGUGAUGGGCGACGAGCUGUGCCUGGUACGCUUCCCGGACAAGUUGCUGGGCGGCGACCGGCAGUUCUGGCUGGGCCUGUACCACUCACAGAAGGUGCUGCUGGGUUUCCUGCUGCCUCUGGGCGUCAUCAGCCUGUGCUACCUGCUGCUGGUGCGCUUCAUCUCCGACCGCCGCGUGGUGGGGACCGAAGGAGGGACAGCGGCCAGGGGAGGCCUGACAGGAGCCAGCGCCCGGAGACGGGCCAAGGUCACCAAGUCAGUGACUAUCGUUGUCCUCUCCUUCUUCCUCUGCUGGCUGCCCAACCAGGCGCUCACCACCUGGAGCAUCCUCAUCAAGUUCAAUGCGGUGCCCUUCAGCCAGGAGUACUUCCUGUGCCAGGUGUACGCGUUCCCAGUGAGCGUGUGCUUGGCACACUCCAACAGCUGCCUCAACCCCAUCCUCUACUGUCUGGUGCGCCGUGAAUUCCGCAAGGCGCUCAAGAGCCUGCUGUGGCGCAUCGCGUCGCCUUCGCUCACCAGCAUGCGCCCCUUCACCGCCACCACUAAGCCAGAACCCGAAGACCACGGGCUGCAGGCCCUGGCGCCAGUCCACGCAGCCGCCGAGCCCAACCUGCUGUACUACCCGCCUGGCGUUGUGGUCUACAGUGGGGGGCACUACGACCUGCUGCCCAGCAGCUCCGCCUACUAA
Messenger RNA from Lepus europaeus (European hare), 1413 nucleotides. It is a transcript of the gene RXFP3, whose product is annotated as relaxin family peptide receptor 3. Gene Ontology annotation, biological process: immune response; G protein-coupled receptor signaling pathway. Gene Ontology annotation, molecular function: G protein-coupled receptor activity. Gene Ontology annotation, cellular component: membrane. The record is from RefSeq and is a predicted model, not a curated record. The transcript has a single exon. NCBI's taxonomy places the organism in Eukaryota, Metazoa, Chordata, Mammalia, Lagomorpha, Leporidae. The coding region runs from base 16 to 1413 and encodes 465 amino acids.